GGCAGUCGCGACCACGUCUCCGUAAAAGUACAUCUGGAUAACAGACGGGACAGGCAGUUAUUGCGUGGUUCCGGUGGCGGCUCCUCAGCCACAGCAGUUGUAAUGAAUCAGAUAAAGGUUCUCCGAGGUGCGACAAUAGGCAAGGAAUUUGUUAUGCGAUCAAUUGGCCAGUAUGUUGAGGAUGUGAAACCGCUGUUACUGCGAGUGGAUCGUUCCGAUAUCACAUUUUUCAUUGAGGAUGACGAUGUAAGUGUGUGCUUUUGUGUCUCUGAUAAGACACUGCCAGUGUUUCUCUCUCUGUUUUAA
Gongylonema pulchrum is the source of this 306-nucleotide messenger RNA. The record is from the annotation of a GenBank genome assembly. Lineage: Eukaryota; Metazoa; Nematoda; Chromadorea; Rhabditida; Gongylonematidae.